CAGUCGUGUCAAAGUUCACUAUAUAGAGAGCUCAGUGAGCUGAUCAGAGAGAAAGCAUUCUGCUAGCCCAGCUCCUACAAUUCGCAAUCACUUCCUAACCUCACCCUUUUUAACAUAUUUGAUCACUUUGAUUCUCUGUUCUUUUUCAAAUUAUUUUUCCGUGCAUGAAGGAGGUUCUAUAAGUUGUGAUCUUUUUGUUUUAUUAUCACUUGCUUGUCGGAGAGUUGACUUCAUAGCAUUGGCUUCAGCUGCGCGCUGCUGCUCGCACCACCUCACAAGAAAAGGGAGAAGCAGCAAUAUUUUUUUUACCAGUUGAUGAUUUUCUUCAUGACUUGAGCUGGAACUUGAUAGCGCUCUGCUGCUAGUGUGUAGCCUACAUCAAUUGUGUGUUUUAUGCUGCUGUCACGUCGCCUAUACGUUCAACUUACUGCUUCGUUUCUUGAAUAGGCUACCUCAUUUCAUUAUUGCAAUCAUUUGCUCUUUUUUUCUCCAUUUCGAGUCUCCUGAAUGGCUGACUGCAAGCGCCCCUGGACUUGGCCUCUAAGCGCAAUGCUGCGAAUCAGCUCGCCAUCACAUCAGUUUUAAAACGUGUGCUUAGCAUCGUCUAUAACAGCAAUACAAUUUAACAUUUUCGCCAGAUUCAACGGACAAUCGACAUCCGUAGGCUUUUGUCAUUUAUUUAUUUAUUUGACUAUUCAUUUUGAUUACAGCGUGCUGCAUUCUUUUGAGAGAACAAGCACGGCGAAACCAAAAACGGCAGACAAAAAGUUUCCUUACGUUGACUGAUAGAUAUGGCAAUGGUAGUGUGGAGAGGCUCCCAGGACGAUGUGGCUGAGACCCAAGGUACCCUUUCUUCGCAAUCUCAAGGAGGACUAUCCCUUCCGACCCCUCAGUUGAAUCUGUCAGGCUCUCAGGUCGCCCCUCCGACCCCUCAGACACCAGUCCAAGGACCCCCGAACAACACUGUACAGUCUACGCCGACAAACCAGACGACGCAGUCGGAGAAACAGCAGCCACAGCACAUAGAAUGCGUGGUUUGCGGGGAUAAAUCUAGUGGUAAACACUAUGGCCAGUUUACUUGCGAGGGGUGCAAAAGCUUCUUCAAACGGAGCGUACGAAGGAACCUCAGUUACACAUGCCGUGCCAACAGGAAUUGUCCCAUUGACCAGCACCAUCGCAAUCAGUGUCAGUACUGCCGCCUCAAAAAAUGCCUGAAAGUUGGCAUGAGACGGGAAGUUUCUCUUUUUACUGCAGCGGUGCAACGGGGACGGAUGCCACCCACACAGCCACACCAUGGCCAGUUCGCCUUGACAAAUGGGGACCCACUCCACUGCCAUUCCUACUUAUCCGGAUAUAUCUCUCUACUGCUGAGAGCGGAGCCCUACCCAACGUCCCGGUAUGGCAGUCAAUGCAUGCAACCCAACAACAUCAUGGGCAUCGAGAACAUAUGUGAACUGGCGGCCAGGAUGCUGUUCAGCGCCGUGGAGUGGGCCAGGAAUAUCCCCUUCUUUCCAGACCUUCAGAUUACUGACCAGGUGGCUCUUCUGCGGUUGACCUGGAGUGAGUUAUUUGUGCUCAACGCCGCACAGUGCUCCAUGCCUCUCCAUGUGGCUCCACUUCUGGCGGCGGCUGGCCUACAUGCCUCCCCCAUGUCUGCGGACAGAGUGGUCGCAUUUAUGGACCACAUUAGGAUCUUCCAAGAACAAGUGGAAAAGCUGAAAGCUUUGCACGUUGACUCUGCUGAAUACAGCUGCUUAAAGGCAAUUGUGCUCUUCACAUCAGAUGCUUGUGGCCUCUCAGAUGUGGCCCAUGUGGAAAGUUUGCAAGAGAAGUCACAGUGCGCCCUGGAGGAAUAUGUUCGGAGCCAGUAUCCCAACCAGCCUACACGAUUUGGGAAGUUGUUACUUCGCUUGCCUUCGCUGCGCACAGUCUCUUCAUCGGUCAUAGAGCAAUUGUUUUUCGUCCGAUUGGUAGGUAAAACCCCAAUUGAAACCCUCAUCAGGGAUAUGUUGCUUUCGGGGAGCAGUUUUAACUGGCCCUACAUGUCAAUUCAGUAAGCAGAAGGAAUGAACAAAGGGGGUAAGACUACAAUGGUUAGCGCUUCUUUUGUUGAAGGAAAACGGCUGUUACAAGAGCUUGCUUUCACAAAGAAAGACAUUGUUGUAAAUGACUGUGAAUUUUAAAAUUGAGACAUUCAGCGAACUUUCAAAAUGCAGAUACAAGCUCCCAGUGUCAUUCGGAACAACUUGCUUCUUAUCCAUUUUUAAGAAAAAAGAAAACGAAAAAAAAUAAGGAAAAGGAUUUUGGUAAUCCUCAAAAGGAAAAUGGAAACUAUAAAGUGCAUUUAAAAUGAACAUUUGGAAAAACUUAGGAGAAAAUAAAAAAGUACGUUUUCUUUUUCCAAAUUACUUGUCCUGUGUCCAUGUAUCUAGCUGUUUUUUGUACUUUUCUUUUGUUCCUCCUUUCUGGUUCCAAACCGGCCUAUGUGAUUCUGUAGUACAGUGGUGUUCUUUUCUAAAACCAUGACUUCUUUUGAAACAGUUAAGUAAUAUAAAAUGUUCUUCAAGAAUUAAAACUAAAUCCACAGCAAUAUAGGAAAAUGCUUAUAACUACAUGCUUAAUGCUGCAAACGCACUUACUCUUAAAAUGACACACAAUAAACUGGACAAGGGUGUUUUUUCGGAGUUCAGGUUCAACUUUCUGACCCAGCUAAAUCAUUGCUCUUUCCAAUUGAGUAUAGACGUUAUGUUCCAGGGUUGCCCUGUUUUGUCACUGCUUAGUUGAGCCAGUCGAACCACAUCUGCUCUUAACGUUUCAUAGAAGAUUCAAGGCAAAACAGCUAUUGCUGAACAGUGUGUGAUAUCGGUUACCAGUAUGUAGGCUAUGCUUUAUGAACCCAUUUCAACUUUGUGCAUCCCCAUAUGCACCCAGUUCGAAAUGUUUUGCAUCAACGUAAAGACAGUUCAAAAAAUGUAUGAAGCCUAGCUAUUGAAGGGUGAUUGUGGCUUGUAAAUGUAGAUGCAAAUGUAUUAUUAUGUUAAUUUAGGCAGGUAACGCAUAUAACAUUGUGUCUUGCAAUGUAGGCCUAAACAUCAAUGAAAACAUCUAGCCAUACAAUACCUUGUUUUGAAAUUGGAAAGGUCAAGGGUCAUAUACCUUUAAGUACAGCUGGAAUAGUGUUUAAUAGCAGUAUUAUUAUGACAUCCCUGAAAUGUCACCCUCUAUACACUGCAAGCAUUAAGUGCCUGAAAAGCGCGAAGUAAUUUCUAAUCAAAACGUUGUUUCAGUAUACAACUUUGGGAACACUAUUAGAUUUGAAACUUCAGUCUUAUGCUUGUGUAUUUCACUUGAAAAACGUUAAUUAGAGGCAGUAUUGUUGUAAAUAUAGGUCAAUUCAUUUCAAUGAAUUUUCCUUUAUACAAAGUAUGUGAUUAAGAAAAACUGUGUUUGCUAUUUUUUCGGUAAUACAACGUCUUCAAUUCAGUGGCAGACUUAGCUAGUAUCACUGAAAGUUAUGUUUGUAAUGUAUAUACAUAUUAAGACAAAAAUGUUUUCUUUUUCAUGUAUUUAGACUGUGAAUGCAUGGCCACAGGUCGCUAACCUAUUUUACCUUUGAUAUAUAUAAAUGUAAAUGUUUUUGACUGUAUAGAUAUAAUCUGUGCAUUCAGUACACUAGCCCUUGUAUUUAAAAAAGAAACAAAAUGUUCAACAAUAGGCUAAGACUAAACAGGGUGAGCUGGUCUGGAAAGCUAUUUUGACUUAGUGUUCUGCUCCUUUGGUCUGUGACAAAUGCCUUGUGUGUGUGUGUGUGUGUGUGUGUGUGUGUGUGUGUGUGUGUGUGUGUGUGUGUGUGUGUGUGUGUGUGUGUGUGUGUGUGUGUGUGUGUGUGUGUGUGUGUGUGUGUGUGUGUGUGUGUGUGUGUGUGUGCGCAUGUGAGAGACAGAGAGAGAGAGAGAGAGAGUAGGUGAGUGAGAGAGAGAGAGAGAGAGAGUAGGUGAGUGAGAGAGAGUGUGUAAGAGUGUGUGUGAAAAAAAUGUGUCCUUGUUUUUGGGGCUUUUCUUCAACACACGAGACACCAUGUUGUGGUUGGAUAAAAAGGGAUCAUAUUGUGUAGGUGAUUGAACAGUGCUCUUUGGCUGUUUCCAUGCCACAUAUGGACCAGAGAAUGAUACAUGAUUGUAAUUAUGAACAGUUUAAACUGACCCACGUUUUUAUAUAAAUAUAUAAAAAUAUAUGACUGCAGGGUAUUGAUAACGUAUAGAUACUUUUUUUUAAUGAUUAUGAUUAUUAUGAUUAUUAAUUGCAAGUGAUAUAUGUGAGUGUGUGUGGAAGUUUAUAGUUGAACACAAUUCUUGUUUGUUUGUGUUAGCUUAUUGUAAACAAGCAUUCUGCUGUAAAUUUGUUCUUGGUAUUAAAUUAUAAUUUAUGAAUUUGAAAAAAA
This is a messenger RNA of Salmo salar (Atlantic salmon), 4441 nucleotides long. Its product is annotated as COUP transcription factor 2. Gene Ontology annotation, molecular function: DNA-binding transcription factor activity; zinc ion binding; sequence-specific DNA binding. The record is from RefSeq and is a predicted model, not a curated record. Gene Ontology annotation, biological process: regulation of DNA-templated transcription. Lineage: Eukaryota; Metazoa; Chordata; Actinopteri; Salmoniformes; Salmonidae.